AUGGUCAAACUAGACGUCUCAAACGCUUUCAACUCCAUCAGACGUGACCACCUGCUGGAGUGCUGUCGCGAACUGGUUCCGUUCGCUUAUCCCCUUGUACAUCUCUCAUACGCUUCUCCGAGUAUCCUCAUGUUCGACGAUGUUCCCAUCUCUUCGGCCACCGGGGUCCAACAGGGAGAUCCCCUGGGUCCUGUCCUUUUUGCCUUGGGCGUUAACAGUAUCGCUCACUCUGUUCGAUCCCCAGUUAACAUAUGGUAUCUGGAUGACGCAACCAUUUGCGGUCCCCCCGACGCUGUUUUCGACGACCUUCGUUCUAUCCUCCCUUCCCUCUCGGACAUCGGCCUAUCUAUAAACGCCAAUAAAUCCGAAAUCGUGAACAUUGCCUUAAAUCCGAGUGACUUCACUGCUUCAAUUUCCACGUGCCGAGGCAUUCUCUCAGACGUCCGGAUUACGGACAAAUCAAAUCUUACGAUUCUCGGUGCCCCCAUGGGGCCUUCUGCCCUCGAAUGCUCACUCGCUGGAAAAAUUUCCCACUUAUCCAAAAUGAUCGACAAGCUUAAAGUCAUCGAGCCUCAUGUGGCUUUUUUCCUCCUCCGAAACCACUUCUCCGUCCCUAAGAUCCUUUACACCCUAAGAUGUGCACCCUGCUUUCAAAGAGGCGACCUUCUUUCCGACCUUGACAAUAUCCUCAGGCUCGGUACGAGCUCUCUUUGCAAUCUGGCUUUCGACGAUCCAGGCUGGACUCAGGCAUCCCUGCCUGUGCGCUGGGGUGGCCUUGGCUUGAGAUCCUAUUCCGAUCUUGCCCUCCCGGCAUUCCUAUCCGCUCAUCACGCUUCUCGUACUCUCUCAGACAUCGUUCUUAGAAACCUCCCCGAACGGAAAUUGUCUGAAGUUUACUCUGCAGCCCGUGGUCGGUGGGAGGCUCGGUUUGGUUCGAAGCUGCCCAACUCUCAAUCUGUACAGCGCCAAUGGGACGAAAUCUCUUGUCAGGCAAUCUUCGAAGGCCUGCUUCCUGUCUCCAAUCAACACCGUGUCGCUUGCCUCCGUGCAGGUCGCUGUGAAAGCAGCGGUGUCUGGUUAAAGGCUCUCCCUCUCCCUUCCAUCGGGAACCUGUUGGACAAGGAAUGCCUAAGAAUUGCAAUCUCCCUCCGUGUCGGCUGA
Molecule: messenger RNA, 1161 nt
Organism: Octopus sinensis (East Asian common octopus)
Lineage: Eukaryota; Metazoa; Mollusca; Cephalopoda; Octopoda; Octopodidae
Exons: 1
Coding region: 1-1161 (386 amino acids)
Source: RefSeq, a predicted model, not a curated record